AUGUCUUCCUAUCCUGCAUACCUCAUGGGUGGCCUCUGCAUCGUUGGUGGUGUCACAGGAUACGCCAGGACAAGAUCAAUCCCCUCCUUGGUGGCUGGCGUCGGUGUUGGUGUUCUCUACCUCUGGAGUGCGGAAAGCAUUCGGAAAGGUACCACCAACGGUUUGGAGGGUGCUCUAGCUGCAUCAGCUCUUUUGUUCCUUUCAUCUCUUCCGAGAGUCGCGAAGGGUCCCGUUCCAGCCAUUUUGGCGACAACCUCGGCGGCAUCUGGAUUGUACUACGGAACGACUGUCUACAACCACAGAUCAUAG
Molecule: messenger RNA, 309 nt
Organism: Laccaria bicolor S238N-H82
Lineage: Eukaryota; Fungi; Basidiomycota; Agaricomycetes; Agaricales; Hydnangiaceae
Exons: 4
Coding region: 1-309 (102 amino acids)
Cellular component (GO): membrane
Source: RefSeq, a predicted model, not a curated record